Messenger RNA from Mesoplodon densirostris (Blainville's beaked whale), 2223 nucleotides. Its product is annotated as OTU domain-containing protein 5-like. The record is from RefSeq and is a predicted model, not a curated record. The coding region runs from base 37 to 1713 and encodes 558 amino acids. Gene Ontology annotation, molecular function: cysteine-type deubiquitinase activity; K63-linked deubiquitinase activity. The transcript has a single exon. Lineage: Eukaryota; Metazoa; Chordata; Mammalia; Artiodactyla; Ziphiidae. Gene Ontology annotation, biological process: protein deubiquitination.
CGCCGAGUUUGGUGGGCGUUACUCGGCGGUGCCGCCAUGACUAUUCUCCCCAAAAAGAAACCACCGCCUCCCGACGCCGACCCCGCCAACGAGCCGCCGCCGCCCGGGCCGCUGCCCCCGGCGCCUCGCCGCGGCGGGGGUGUAGGCGUGGGCGUCGGCGGCACGGGUGUGGGCUGCGGCGAUCGCGACCGUGACUCGGGAGUCGUUGGCGCCCGUCCUCGAGCCUCGCCACCGCCUCAGGGCCCGCUCCCGGGGCCACCGGGUGCCCUCCAUCGCUGGGCGCUGGCCGUGCCGCCUGGCGCCGUGGCGGGCCCCCGGCCACAGCAGGCCUCUCCUCCUCCUUGUGGGGGCCCCGCCGGUCCCGGCGGCGGUCCCGGUGACGCGUUGGGUACCACGGCAGUGGGCGUGGGCAGUGCCGUUGGCGUGGGUGGUUGCUGCUCUGGGCCGGGUCACAGCAAGCGGCGGCGUCAAGCCCCUGGGGUUGGCGCGGUUGGCGGGGCCAGCCCUGAGCGUGAGGAGGUCGGCGCAGGUUACAACAGUGAGGAUGAGUAUGAAGCGGCUGCAGCGCGCAUGGAGACCAUGGACCCCGCCACCGUUGAGCAGCAGGAGCACUUGUUUGAAAAGGCCCUGCGAGACAAGAAGGGCUUCAUCAUCAAGCAGAUGAAGGAGGAUGGCGCCUGUCUCUUCCGGGCUGUAGCUGACCAGGUGUAUGGAGACCAGGACAUGCAUGAGGUUGUGCGAAAGCACUGCAUGGACUAUCUGAUGAAGAAUGCCGACUACUUCUCUAACUAUGUCACAGAGGACUUUACCGCCUACAUCAACCGGAAGCGGAAAAACAACUGCCAUGGCAACCACAUUGAGAUGCAGGCCAUGGCAGAGAUGUACAACCGACCCAUGGAGGUGUACCAGUACAGCACAGAACCCAUCAACGCAUUCCAUGGGAUCCAUCAAAAUGAGGAUGAACCCAUCCGUGUCAGCUACCAUCGGAAUAUCCACUACAAUUCAGUGGUGAAUCCUAACAAGGCCACCAUUGGCGUGGGGCUGGGCCUGCCAUCAUUCAAACCAGGGUUUGCAGAGCAGUCCCUGAUGAAGAAUGCCAUAAAAGCAUCGGAGGAAUCGUGGAUUGAACAGCAGAUGCUGGAAGACAAGAAGCGGGCCACAGACUGGGAGGCCACAAAUAAGGCCAUUGAGGAGCAGGUGGCUCGGGAGUCCUACCUGCAGUGGCUGAGGGAUCAGGAGAAACAGGCUCGCCAAGUCCGUGGCCCCAGCCAGCCCCGGAAAGCCAGCGCCACGUGCAGCUCUGCCACAGCAGCAGCCUCCAGUGGUCUGGAGGAGUGGACCAGCCGGUCCCCAAGGCAGCGGAGUUCAGCCUCGUCACCCGAGCACCCUGAGCUGCAUGCCGAGCUGGGCAUCAAGCCCCCUUCCCCAGGCACUGUCUUAGCUCUUGCCAAACCUCCUUCACCCUGUGCACCAGGUACGAGCAGCCAGUUCUCGACAGGGGCCGACCGGGCUACUUCUCCCCUCGUGUCCCUCUACCCUGCUCUGGAGUGCCGGGCCCUCAUUCAGCAGAUGUCCCCCUCUGCCUUUGCAGGCCUGAACGACUGGGAUGAUGAUGAGAUCCUAGCGUCGGUGCUGGCAGUGUCCCAACAGGAAUACCUAGACAGUAUGAAGAAGAACAAAGUGCACAGAGACCCACCCCCAGACAAGAGUUGAUGGAGACCCAGAGACUGGAGACGAUCUCCCAACACCCACACUCCUGCCCUCUGGUGCCACCCCACCUUCUUUGGCUUUCUUCCCUCUUGCCUUCUUCCUUCUUCCCUCUCUCCCCUCCUUUCACUCCUCCCCACUUCCCUCUGGCUAGCCCACCCCUGCGCGCCCUCUCAUCGCUGCCACCACCAUCAUCACCUGUCUCUUCGCCCGCUGACGUGCCCUGUUGCCCCCUGCACAGCACCAUCCCUGCAUUCCACAGGGGACUCGGGCAAGGGUGCUGAAGGUAGGCGAGAGGCACACAGAGACAAACCAACUGGCAGCCAGGCAGCCCCUGAGGAGUGACAUUCAGACAGAGGAAAGUCUCCCUGUCCCUGAUUCCUUCCAAGAUCAGAAACUUGUCACCCCAGCACAAAUGAUGCCGAGGAGGUGGGAGGAGAAAGUGGGAAAAUCCCCUUCCCAGUACCCCAGUCAUUGUUGAAAUUUUUCUCUAUUAAACUGUACUUUUAUCUUAUA